GUGAGCGGGGAGCUUUCUCGCUGGCAGCCAGGGCCUCGGGCAGUUGGAGCCGCGGCUGAGUAGCCAGUCGCUCAGAAAGAGCUCGCCGCUGCCGCCCCGGAGCCGCCGAGGCCAGCUUCGCGGCGCUGCCCCGCGGCGGGAGAGGGAGGCUGCAGGAGAGCGGAGGCGGCUAGCGGGCGCGGCGGCCGGCAGCCUGCUGCAGGGCUCGGGCGCGCACACUCAAGCGGCCCGGGAGCCACGCGAGCUCCGCGCCCGCACGCGCCGGCUGCGGCUCGCGCCUCGCUGUGCCUCCGGGCGCCGGGCCUCUCCGCCCUUCCGCAGGCUCGCCGGGGCCCGCGGCCAGAGGAGCAGCAUGAAUCUGCGGCUCUGCGUGCAGGCGCUCCUGCUGCUCUGGCUCUCCUUGACCGCGGUGUGUGGAGGGCCCCUGAUGCAGCCUCCUGAGGGGAAGGGGCUGGAGGAAGGCAAAGUCCGCCACCUGGUGCAGCCCAGAGCCUCAAGGAAUGGACCAGGGCCUUGGCAGGGAGGUCGGAGGAAAUUCCGCCGCCAGCGGCCACGCCUCUCCCAUAAGGGCCCCAUGCCUUUCUGAAGCAGGACUGAAGGGGCCCCUGAGUGCCCACGCACUGCAGCUCUCUGUGCUCCAUGCCUUGGUCUGCUUCUCCGGAGCCCUCAUAUCCAUUCAGCUUUCGUCUCACACCUGUUCUAGCUGCUGAUGGUCCCAGCUCUUCUCACCCACCAGCUCCCCAAAUGGCGCCCACAAUUCCCUUUCCCCAGGAUCCAUCCAGCCCAUCUUCUUGGCCCCUCCCGGAUUGACCCGGGAGACCCAGCCCUGGAAGCCCUUCCUUCUCCUCCUCCGCCCUGCGCUCUAGUCCCUGCCUCUCCCAUCUAACUCCCCAACCUUGUGUGUUCCCCCCGGGGCCAGGUGGAAAUGCUCUGGUCCUCAGUGGUCAGUGGGCUCUAGCAGCCCAUGUUUUCUUGUCAGCUGGACCUCUGGCCCGGCUUCCAGAGAAGAAUACAGACAUGCGCAGUGACAGGCGCUCUAGCUGGAGGGGUUGGGUGCUGGGAUCCAGGUGCACUGAAAUGGGGGGAGGGCGGAGGGGCGGCACCCUGGAGAAGGGGGUGGAAGCACUUCUUCCUCCUCCUGGUGUUUGAGCUCAGCUAAGGAGGAGGUGAAGGAAAGGGGCCCAUGAAGUACUUUGUCACUUGUCUCACCUCCUGUGCCUCCUAACACUCCCUAUCCGCCCCCUCCCCCCAAGCCAAGUCAAGCUCUAGGUCAGGAGGGGAGGGUGCCAGGCCCGACACAGCUCUAUACCCUCCCAGGAGUAAAAACCAAACAGGAAAGUUGUUGAUGCCAAGAAUGACAGAAUAUCAGAGCCCAAAGGACCCUAGGAGAUCAGCCACCUUAUGCAAACGCCUGCAAAAACAGGCCUGGAGAGGGGAGUGACCUGCUCAGGGUUAUUGCAGAACCAGGAUGGGGACGGAGUCUCCCAGCUUUAUGAUGUCCUCUCCACUCUCGAUGAUGUCUUUUCAAAACAAAUGAAGUGCCUUUUCCUGAGGUUGGGGCUGGGGGCGGCUGGGAUGGGGAGAGAGAGGCAAGCUGGCUGUGAACUGCCCUGUUGUGGGGGACGGAGCUGCUCCCACCUCCCUCGCCUUCCCCAGCUGGGCCAAAAGCUUCCAGAAUUGGCCAGCUGCCCCCAUUCGGGCAGCAUUCCCAGCCUGGGGUACUGUAAUAGGGGCCGCUCAAGCACUGAGACUAUCAUUCAAACCCCAACAGUGUUUUUCUGUGAGCCAAAGGUAGCCUUAACUCUUGAGGUCAAUAGCCUUCCCUUCCUGUUAACUGGACCUUCUUCCCUGUGGUCUUUCCUUGGGGGAGGGAGGGGGCAGAUAGCGGAGAAGAGGGAAGGAAAGGAAAGGAAGGGAAGGAAGGAGGAAAAGAUGGGAGGAAGCGCAGGUGGGAUAGCCCCCCAGGAGACCCCAGCUUCCAUGAGGGGCCUACAGCAGCCCUUCCCUGCAUGGGGGCUCUGUCACUCACCUUUCUCCUGAGCAGGUUUCCUUCUUAGAGGCCUCCCAGGAGGCAGAAAAGAGAAUACAAGAGCCUGAUGCCCCGCUAUGUAUGUGUGGGGGCAGGGGGAGUGAGGGUCCCCCAAGUCCCACAGUAACCCCAAUGUCUACCUGUCCUCCUCCCCUGAGUCCUUUCCCUCUGCUGCUGCUAACACUGCUGCUG
Molecule: messenger RNA, 2221 nt
Organism: Microcebus murinus (gray mouse lemur)
Lineage: Eukaryota; Metazoa; Chordata; Mammalia; Primates; Cheirogaleidae
Gene: APLN
Product: apelin
Biological process (GO): signal transduction
Molecular function (GO): hormone activity; apelin receptor binding
Source: RefSeq, a predicted model, not a curated record